Melanotaenia boesemani (Boeseman's rainbowfish) is the source of this 6377-nucleotide messenger RNA. It is a transcript of the gene sema4c, whose product is annotated as sema domain, immunoglobulin domain (Ig), transmembrane domain (TM) and short cytoplasmic domain, (semaphorin) 4C. The transcript has 17 exons. NCBI's taxonomy places the organism in Eukaryota, Metazoa, Chordata, Actinopteri, Atheriniformes, Melanotaeniidae. The record is from RefSeq and is a predicted model, not a curated record. Gene Ontology annotation, molecular function: semaphorin receptor binding; chemorepellent activity. The coding region runs from base 1024 to 3612 and encodes 862 amino acids. Gene Ontology annotation, biological process: negative chemotaxis; semaphorin-plexin signaling pathway; muscle cell differentiation.
UCACAAAAAAAAAAAAAAAAAAAAAAAAAAAAAGGACCUCUAGGUGUCUGAGGUCAGACAGGUUGAGGAGCACGAGGCCAAAAUAGACCUCCAGUUUCCACACAGAAAAUGUUUUAAUCAAGCCUUGCAUUGACUGCUGCAGGGGCCCAAUGGGCUGGGACCAUGUGUGUGCCUUUUUUUUUUUAAUCGUACCAGGUCCCUGCUGUGAUGCGUACUGCAGAAGUAGGCUGGGGGCGCACACACGCUGCAGCGCCACGCACCAACACAAACUCAUCAUUUCCAGCGGAGCCUGGCACAGAGACGCAGCACUACGGCCCCUCACAUAUGUCUUUGGAACGGACUGCUGAAACUUCUGAGGCGGGGGAGCGGAUAGAUCAUUCUAGCUCGUCCCACUUAGUGGAUUAAAUUCACGCUUUCUCUUCUUUCUUGGCUUUUUUCCCCGUUUCUUUUCCUCCUCCUCCUCCUAUUCCUCCUCCUCUGGUUUCGUGUUACAAAGCCUUGGAGGGAGUUGCGCGGAGAGCCAGUUCUUCUGUGAAAUCGAAUGACAGGAUCAUAUGGCUUGAUUUGCUUUGCAGUCCGAAAAUUUCAAAUUAUAAAGGACACUAGAGAAGAGAGGAGCGGACCCGCGGACCCGUUUCGUCUGAAAUUGAUGAAGAUGUGGAAUAAUUUCUAACUCAAAUAAAAAAAAAAAUAAAAAAGACACAAACGCGAGAUAACGGAGUCAGAAAAAAGGACAGCCUACUGGAUCUGUAGACAGAGAAAGACAGAGGAAAGCGCAGGACGCGGCGGCAUCGAUCAUCACCGUCACAUUCAGGCCAGUGUGACCUUCCUCCGAGUCAAGUGUUGCUAUUCAACAUUCACGAAGAUCCUGAGAGCAGAAGAGCUGAAAGGAAAAUUAAGAAGAAAGCACGCAAGCGAGGCGGAGAAAAGCAAGCUGCCAGGAACUGGGCUGCUUUCUCAAGUUUCUCAGAUCAACUGAUUGGUCACUCAAUCUCUGCGGCAGAUUCGACUAACGACACUAACAUGGGAGCCACGAGUGGGAUGAAGAUCUUGCUCCUGGUGUUUUUGGUCGGAUGGGAGAAGUCGCAGGGUCUCAACUGGAACCCAGUACCACGCAAGACUGUUAGAUUCCCAUAUGUGCUGGACAGCAUGGCGAGGUUCAGCAUUCAGGGAGUGUUUAACUACAGCAUGCUGACGCUGUCUGAGCACGAGAGGGUUUUGUAUGUCGGAGCACGUGAGGCAUUGUUUGCCCUGGACCCAAACGACAUCAGUAGACAGCUACGGCCACAGAUCGACUGGCCAGCUCCUCAGGAUAAGAAGAGGGAGUGUGUCACCAAGGGGAAGAACAACCAGACCGAGUGCUUCAACUACAUUCGGUUCCUGCAGAGCUACAACCACACACACCUCUACACCUGUGGCACCUACGCCUUUCAGCCUAAAUGUACUUACAUUAAAGCAGAUGAUUUUACCCUUAACACGGCAGCCCUGGAGGAUGGGAAGGGCAAAUGUCCAUAUGACCCUGCCAAGGGGCACACAGGUCUCAUUGUGGACAAGGAGCUGUACUCAGCUACGCUGAACAACUUCCUGGGUACGGAGCCAGUCAUUCUGAGGAACCUGGGCCUACAGCACUACAGCAUGAAGAGCGAGUACUUACCUACCUGGCUCAAUGAACCUGACUUUGUGGGUUCAGCCCUGGUGAGGGAGAGCAGCGGCAGCUCAGACGGGGAUGACGACAAGAUCUAUUUCUUCUUCAGUGAGCGAGCGCUGGAGUUGGACUGUGACACAGAGCUCACUGUGGCCAGAGUGGCACGCGUCUGCAAGGGAGAUAUGGGUGGUACGAGGACCCUGCAGAAGAAGUGGACCACCUUCCAGAAGGCCCGGCUGGAGUGCUCCCUCCCAGAGCGCCACGUCUCCUUCAACAACCUACGGGCUGUCUUCACCCUGCCAGGCCAGGACUGGCGAGGGACCACCUUCUUCGGCAUCUUCCAUGCCCAGUGGGGCGAUGUGGAUGUGUCGGCUGUCUGCCAGUAUCAGAUCAGCGAUGUAAAAAAGGUGUUUGACGGGUCCUACAAGGAGUACAGGGAGACAUCCCAGAGAUGGGGUCGCUUCACCGGUUCUGUCCCCAGCCCACGGCCCGGAUCGUGUAUAACUAAGUCAGACAGGGAGAAUGGCUACAACAGCUCCCUGCAGCUGCCUGAUGCCACACUCAACUUUGCUAAGAAACACCCGCUGAUGGAGGAUAAAGCUCUAGGUCGCCCCCUGCUGCUAACCAAGGGUGUCAACUUCACCAGGCUGGCAGUGGAUCGGGUCAAUGCCCUGGACCAGCGGCAUUACAAUAUGCUCUUCAUUGGCACAGCAGAGGGCUGGCUGCAGAGGGUGGUGAUCCUGGGCUCUGAGGCCCAUGUGAUUGAGGAGAUCCAGCUGUUUGAGACGUCUCGGCCAGUGGACAGCCUAACCAUCUCGCACUCCAAGAAGUACUUGUACAUCGGCUCCCGUUCUGAGGUUCUCCAGCUGCCCUUGGCCAACUGCAGCCGCUAUCAGUCUCAGCCAGACUGUCUGCUCGCCAGGGACCCCUACUGCGCUUGGGACAACGAGGGCCGGGCCUGUGUCCGCAUCGACCUCCACCGAGGAUCAACCGCAUCCCUCACACAGGACCUCAUGUUGGAGAGUUUUAAUCAUGGCAAGUUUGAAAAGCCUGUCUCCAUCCCCAGCCCUGAGCACUCGCACCUGAAAAAUGUAACAGUGGUUGUGGGGUCUGACAUGGUGCUGCCUUGCCAGCUGGUGUCCAACUUGGCUCAGCCUUGCUGGGUUCUAAAUAAUAAUGAGCUCCCGCUGGGUGACCUAGAGGCAGGAAGGCCACGCUUUGACCGAACCCUCAAAGCCCUUGUCAUUCAUAAAGCGGACCAGAACCAUAAGGGUCACUACAUCUGCUAUUCUGAGGAGCAGGGGGUCAAGUUUCAGACAGAGCGCUACCUAGUGACCAUUGUUGCAAGUGCUCCAGUGUUCAUGGAAGCCCGUGCUCCAGACAGCAGCAUGGGGCUCUUCUGGGUGCUGGUUAUUACCCUUGGAGCGGCGUGCCUGUUGCUCCUCAUUGUGGCCCUUUACCUGCGCCGGAGGUUGAAGUUGGCACUAGGAAAGGGAGCCGACAUGAAGCCUCUUGAGAGCACUCUAGUCUACCCCAUCACGCUACCCAAGGAACCACCCACCUUUGUGCCCAGCAAGAUGCCCAAUGAUGAAGACCGCUUCUGGGAGACAGGCGCCAACUACUACUACUCAGAUGGCUCACUGAAGAUCGUUCCCGGGCACGCCCUUGGCCCCAGCAGUGUCAGCAGCACGGCGUCACCCAGCGCCAUUCCCGGCCAGCCCAUCCACUCCCCGAGCCGUCUCAGCCUUACCAACAUACGAGGCUCCGGUAGCAAUGGCUAUAUCCGCCUCAACCUGAGCACAGCGGGGGAGGAGAGGGCUAGCGGGGCCAGUGCUGGGGGCGGCGGGCUGGGAGGCCUGGGCGUGGGCGGGAACGACUACUCUAGUCCCUUCAAGGAGGAGCUGAGACGCACUCUGCAGCAGAGGAGCGUCCUGCCCGACGCAAACCCAGAGGAGUCGUCCGUGUAGGCCUUUCCUCCUCUAUCUGUUGGAAAAACAAAACAACCAACCUACCUCCCUCCUUAUGAGGAUACAUGCUCUUGCUCUCUCUCUCUCUCGCUCUGUCAAUGCCUGAUUGGCUCACUGUAAACAUUUAUAGCACACAGCAUGUUAAAUAUACCCACUCAUACACCGUGUUCGCCAACAUGCGCUCGUAAAUACUGUGUUUUGGGGCAAGAUGCAGUCAUGGUUGCAACUUUUUCUGCUUCCACUGUGCAACUGCCACUCAUGUAAAUUUUGUAUUUCAAAAAGGAUGAACACAGAGGAGACCACCUCGAGCAUGGAAAUCUAACAAAUGCCGUUGUUUGUUCUCUGAAGGGCACAUUUCUUGUACAUUGAGUUUAGCCCCAGUGCUGAGACCAGCCAACGACAAUGGGCAACUAACUGGAAAUAUUGAACUAAUUCUGUGCUUGUGUUCCUUUGAGACUUUUAUUCAGCUUACUGCACUUAAAAAACUGGAAGCACGUCUUCCCUUUAUUUGUACUUGUGAGCCAGGAGUGAGAGCGCGGUAUAAAAGGACUAAUUAAUCUCCAAGCAAGACGACAAUCAUGUCCCUGUGGCAGGAGCUCUGCGUGGGACCGAAAGGAGAGGAGAGACAGAGACUAAAAGAGAGGAAAUUAAAUGGAAAAUGAAUUGAACUAGAAUGAAAGACACAAGAGGGGGUGUUUCAAAAUGAAGGACACUGUCUCAAGACUUUUUCUGCUUAAUUUAAACCCCUUUCUCCAUGUCGGAUUUUCCACUGGGGAAACUUCUCGAUCCCUUACUCUUUAUUUUGAUGUGAUGGUUGGUUUGGUUUAAGACAUUUCUUGACUUUUUUUUUAUGGACUAAAGCAGCGCUUUAAGUGGUUAGCAAGUGACUAAUGGCUCACCUCUGUGAAAGACAAUGUGAGGGCAACCUGCUCAACAUUACAUUAUUCUUCGCUCAGUCCUGCACAGUGACUUUCAAGCCCAGUACAAGUGCACUCCAUAUGACAUUUAUUGGUGUCACAGUGUUUUGAUUUAGACCUUUUUGAAUCUUUGUUUAUCCUCUUUGAAAGGACUAUUUGCAUUCAGCUCAUAGCAGCAGAACAAUAAUUGCACAGCUCUAAAUUGAAGUUGACAUGAAGACAUAAAGCACGGAGAAUGUAGUUGAACCCUCAUUGUUGCGACCGCUGUGGAUGUCUCUAUAAGUGCUUUAUAUUUUAUGUGUUUGGUGAUGGUGGUAACUCGCACUGCCAAGAGGAAAACUACCGCUCCAACACAUACACACAGGACUACAUAGCAUUUGUGAUGUACCCUUAAACCCCAUGAAACCCCAGCUCCCUCCCUCUUACCGAUGCCCAGAGACUGACCCGGGCUACUGUGGAUUUAUACAGUGGAAGAACACUGUAAAGCAGACCGACACAAAGAACACACACAGUGUUGAUGGAAGAAUGGACUGACAGACACACCGAUUGCUGCCAUGCUGACAAACGACUGGCUUGAGGCGAGAAGCAGCAUUGAACCAGGGAAAGAUAUGUGUGUCCUCUUCCAGUGCUUUGUCCAUCAGCGGUGUCCUUUACUUUUUGGGGUCGUGUCCGUGGAGACCGGAGGAGCGCUGCAUGAAAGAAGGGCGAGGACAGAAAUACCUUGUUUUGUUCCCACUGUGUACAGAGCGCUGUGAGAGAUGUAGAAUAUCAAAACGAUCCUGAAGGCUGAGGAGGUGAUCAGCCGCCAGCACUCCAUUCUAGUGUUGCAUGAGCCUCUCUGAAAAUGGACUGCACAUCUUUGAUAUGAUCAUCCUUGUACAAGUGCAACAUUUCAAUCAAUAAUUUUUCUGACUUUUUUCAGAUACUAAUGUUGUGCAACACUAAUGCUCUCUUUGAAAAAAAAAAAAGAAAAGAUAAACAUGUCAGAUUUCAUGGCUCAAGACGUGUACAGGAAUUCGUGGCUGCAUUUCAAUAUGUUUACUUUUUCUGUGCCUCUUCACCUUUUGGAUAAGCCAAAGUAGACUGCAUUUGCUUUUGUUCCUGUUUGAUUUCUUCUUUUGUAUUUAAUUUAAUUUGACUACAGAUGAGUAUUUAAGUGUCAGCAGUCCGUCCAUUUUGCUCCACUAAACUGGUGUGAGCAACUAAACUUCCCCGCGAGCAAAAGGCAAGAACAGGCUUGAAACUGACGGAGGUUCGGUUUUUCUAUUUACAUGUCAGCAAUGAUCUGUUGGAACACUAUUCUCAUUCUUUUUAACUCAUCUAUUACAAAAAAAGCUGAAUAAUGUGUUUUUUUAACCCUCUGAAAACCAAAUAUUUUCUGUAGCUGCUAAUUUAAACAGCUCAGUAACAAAAAAAAAUUUAUUUCUAAUUUAAAAUUCCUCAAGACUGAAAGCUAUGAACAAAUUAGCUCUUUACACUGGUACUUACUUAUGUCUUAGUAUUUUUCCUUUAAAAAAGACGGCUUUUCUUUAACAAUAUCAUGUUGCAAAAACUGAAAACAAACAAAAAGUUGUGUCAAGCUUGAAAAAAAUGCAUGAGUUAGGUUCUUUAUGUGUACAGUUGUUCUUCAGUUCAUGUGCAUUCAUUUUUUUCACACAUGGCUUUAAGUUCUGCUGUUUUCUUGUGUUAUUAUUUGUAUUUUCUGCUCCAUUUUUGCCUUUGUUUCAUUGGUCUCAUGUGUUUGUUUUUUAAAAUGUAUUAAGUAACUUAUUUCACUUGUACAAACAUGUUGAUAUUUAUUAUCACUGUACAUAUUUCCUUAUUUUUUAUAUGUGUAUAUAUACACAA